UAGUUUGUGGAAGGAAAAAGACAACCUAGUCUCAACAAACCUGCUCAUACAUAGGAAAAUGAAACGUUUCCAUCCGUGACAAUACUAAGAGUUGACUGCAGGACAUUGUUAUUUAUUCAAUAAGAUGGGUGACAGUAACAUUUAUAGUUGAGCUAGUUAGCUAGUUAGCAUAGCCUUCUAGGUACCGCUUGUGGUUGCUUAGCGACCUGGAUCGCUAGCGUCGAGAGCGCUGCUUGAUAGCUACGUUAGCUUAGCCAUUAGCUUAGCUAAAAGAAAUUCAUGUGAUUGGAUUGCAACUUACAACUCGGUUAUUGCUUUUGUGUAUUAUUAAGUACCUGGAGCAAACAGCGUCUGAUGGAGCACAAUAUAGGGUCAAACUGACACUUUACUGCAGUUUACAAGAGAAGCGUGUGUUUACUUGUGCACAGUUACAGUCAAGUUAACAUAUACUGAAGCAGAGCAGCAGCAUGGGAGAGAUCUGAAGGGGAGGUUUCCAUCCUACGUCAAAGUGACUUUAAAGUGCAGCUCCAGAUCUCAUCCACGGCCCUCAUCGACCCCACGGGUCACCGCCCCCCAAAUUUGAACACUUUUUAACUCCCAGUGGUUACGACAUAAACAACAACAACUUCUACUCUGCAGACUCGGGUUACACUCCUCCAUCAGAUGGCGUUCUGCCUGGCUGAGCUGCACUUGUGGUCCACCAAGAGCUCACUCCAAGUUAAAGAUACAGAUAUUGGCACCUAUCAGUACUAUGAUAAAGGAGAGCCAGCCACUUCCACAGAGCAUCACUACUACAAUGAGAAACUCCGGUUUUGUGAUGCUCGAGGCUAUCCAUGGACCCCCAGAAACCACCGACCAGAGAAGCUACGUGAUUCGCUGAGGGAGUUGGAGGAGCUGCUGCAGACCAACACCUGUGUUCACACCAGAUGGCGAAACAAGCAUUGCUGCCAGCUGAUUCUACACAGUGGAGUUUUGGUGACUUUGACCCUUAAUGGACCUCAACUUGAACAAGUGUGCAUAGACCGCACAUUAGUGGGCCGACUACCUGCCAACACCGUCACUGAUGGUGUCUUAAAGGACCAGCUGAUUCUGCUGUCCUUCCUGGAGCAGAGCCAAGUGGCUGCAGUUUACCUCAACAGAAAGAACCAGGACUCUGCAGACGGUGGCAGGCGAACAGACAAACUCUCACCCUCUGAAAUCAAGGUGUUGUGUGUGGAGUUGAGCGCGCAGGGUCGCAGGCUUCGCAGACACGUGGCUCUCAACCGUCUCCAGGAUGUGGCGCUCUGCUGGUGGAACCUGGACGAGCCUGGUGACGAGCUGUGGCCCUGGACUCCCACAGACGCACACAGGAACAACCUGGUCCUCCUCAGCUGCUCACCUACUGAAGGCCUCAAGGUUCUUAGCUCCGUCCGGACAGAAGGCCACCCGCUGGACUGCCGUUUCAGCCUACUUCAACCCUACCAGCUGCUAACACUGGAGCUACCAGCAAGACCCCCAGGAUCCGGAGGUGGAUCAUCGGCCGACAACUGUGUGUAUGAAUGUGCGCGAGGGCGCCUGCACCGUGUGUCUGUCACCCACAUCCCACUACCAGUGCCGCCCAUUACCUGCACUCAUCACCCCUCUGAAACCAUGCUCCUCCUGGGCUUAAGUGACUCCUCCUUGGUUCUGUACGACCAGCGACGAGGGGUCAGUGUCCUGGCCUCCUGCCCAGUGUCACCCAACCUCCUUGCCUGGCACCCUGCUGGAGCUGUGGCCGUGGUGGGGGGAGGGCAGGGAGAGCUGAUGUGCUUUGAUGCGGGCUUGGCACCUUUGAACAUGGCACUGGUGGCAGAGGAGGUAGCUGCAACCGACACACUGAGACUAGCUCAGCACCUGCGUUACUCAGGAGGCCUGCGAGGACUACAGUGGGCGACAGGCCUGGAAGGAGGUGCGGAGGGGACAGAUAUGCUGAUGCAGGCCUUUCAUGGAGGACCACUCGCUGUCCUGAGAUUCAGACUAGGAGCUCUGACAGGAGGUCAGAUGGGUCCUGGGGAGCUGCUGCAGCAGCGGCUGCUCUGUGGACAGGUCAGAGAAGCUCUGGGCAUCCUGGAGUCCAUGGACUGGAGCAUCAUGGGAGACGAAUGCCACCAAGGCCUGAGCUCCAUCACCAACUACCUGCUGAGGCUGGAGCUGAACGCAGAGAGAGAGGCCCAACUUGAAGCAGCUCUGGGUGUGUUUUAUUCUCCGCCUGCUCCCCUCUCUGAUACGGUGAUACUGGAGUACAGGGAGCCAAUCAGUACAUAUGCCCGCCGCUUUUUUCACCACCUUCUCAGACACCAGCGCUUUGAGAAGGCCUUCCUCCUCGCUGUGGAUCUGGAAGCCAGAGAUUUGUUCAUGGACCUCCAUUAUGUUGCCAGUGAUAAGGGCGAGGUGGUGCUAGCGGAUGUGGCCAAAAGGAAAGCUAAUGAAAUGGAGGCCCGGGCCAUCGCAGGCAACGAUCCCAGUGGCAGACAUGAUGUGUGUGGUUCCAGCCUCAGCGACAGACGGACAGAGAGGAACCAAAGUGCAGUGGGACCUUUGUACCCGGACAUUUCCACCACACACGUGGACGGAAGAUCCAGUCAGAGGAGAAUACAAGCCGAGCGCCUUCAUGUGACCGUGAGCCCACACGUGUUCAGGACACUGAGACAAACAGGAAACACUGAAGGUGACAGAGGCAGCGUGAACGGAGAAGACGACGCUGGGACGCUUCAUGUGGUUCAUUUAGGAAUGGUUUGAGGAAACAGACCUGGAGGUUUUAUAUUAUAUUAUAUUAUAUUAUAUUAUAUUAUAUUAUAUUAUA
This is a messenger RNA of Solea senegalensis (Senegalese sole), 2821 nucleotides long. Its product is annotated as WD repeat containing planar cell polarity effector. Lineage: Eukaryota; Metazoa; Chordata; Actinopteri; Pleuronectiformes; Soleidae. Gene Ontology annotation, biological process: establishment of protein localization; nervous system development; cilium organization. Bases 664 to 2757 code for a protein of 697 amino acids. The transcript has 20 exons. Gene Ontology annotation, cellular component: axonemal basal plate. The record is from RefSeq and is a predicted model, not a curated record. Gene Ontology annotation, molecular function: protein binding.